UGUCACAGCUACGAGUAUCUCAUUGGCGAAAAAAAUGAGAGUGUCUGUUGAAGGCGAAGCAGCGAGAAACGGACGUGGAACGCUGGAGGAUCGCCGAGCGCUGAGCCCACCACAAGAGAGCAAAGCUGAGGUCCUCGUCAUUGCGCAACAAGCCGCUUAACGGCGAGAGACAGCGUGAAGCGCUCUGUGAGCCGCCACCAUCGCUAGUGCAGCGCCAACAACGGGUCGCAAUGGUUCCAACCGACUCGGUAUCUAACUCUUCACCGAUUCCGAGCACCAGGCGGCGCCGGCACUCAAACUGCGAUCUACGCGAGGCUGAAAGCCCCAUGAAGAUGCAAACGGAGACGAGCAGCGUUGGUCCUGAGAAGAAACGCCAGCUGUUCUGGCGCAAUGUGGUAAAGCAGUUCAACUUCACGGACCAAUCGGAGCGGGAGCUGCUGCUUUCGCUCACUGGAGGCAUCUGCUGGACGCAUAUGCGCAUGCUACCUAAAGACUUUAUGCGCCGCCAUCGCGAGAUCUACUACCUAAUCUCCACACCCGAAUACGAGCGUUCGGGGGCCAUCGGACGUGACGUCACACGCACCUUCAGCAUUUUCGAACGCAGCCACCAGCACCAACUUGCUGCUCAGCAAAGCGCACUAUUUCGAGUACUGAACGCCAUUGCGGAAGCAGAGGACGGCUACUGUCAGGGCAUGAAUUUCAUCGCGGCUCUUUUCCUUGUUGAAGGAUUAUCAGAAGCGGACGCCUACGCACUCUUCCUUUAUAUACUGAAAAAGCGUCAUCUUGCUGGGAUCUACCAUCGCAGCUCCACUUUCCUGGACGAAUAUCUUCAACACUUUGAGCAAAUGUUCAUUCGAGACUUACCUAAGCUUCAUGCUCACCUAUUGGCGCAAGGCUUCGCUAUCCCUAUGUACGGCAUCGAGUGGUUUACAACACUCUUCUCACUAUCGACCAAGACAGACCUCGCAUGCGCCAUAUUUGAUCUCUUUUUCGUGGGAGUACAGGACAUCUUCUUACGCGCAGGACUGGCCAUCCUCAAGCUACUGGAGGCCAAGCUCAUGUGCAUGACGUUUGAGGACUUCUUGCGCGAGUUCAAGCCUCUAGUACGUGAGCUUGACCCGUAUCAGGUUAUUCUACAGGCUCUCGCGCUCCGACCAAACCCCAAAAUGCACCGUGAAGACACUACCGCGCACGUUUCUCGAGACCAUUUUAUACGAUCAAUGGGUACUGCAGCUUCCCCUUCCGGUGAUGCUGGAGCUUCUAGCAGCGAUAGUAGCUCAGCGGAUGGAGAAGAGGAAUCAGUAUCAACGUUAAGUGGCUUCGGCUUGCAUCGAACGCUACCUCCAGAGUUGGCAGACGCUAUCCGUUCAGGAAACGGGACCUUGGUGCACCAGUUGUUUGAAACGCACAUGAUUCGUCGUCAGCACAGCGCUACCGCUUCUGUCAUCCUGGCGAAUGAGAUUCUUCAUUUCGCGAUCUGGUAUGGACGUGUGUCCAUCGCGUGCCUGGCGAUCGAUCGUUGCAAUGCCGACGUCGACAAUCGGGACGACACUGGGCUUACGCCUCUGCAUUUUAGUGUAAUUCGAAACCAGCCCGACAUGGUGCGUCUACUGCUAGCUCACGGAGCGCGUAUGCAAGAGACGAGUAUGCGGAAGCUGUCGCCGCUGGAGUUGGCACAUCGCUGGAAGCGGCGUGACACGACGGCGGCACGGCUCGUAUUAGAAAAAGAAGAAGUGUGUCUGUACUGCAACACAAAGUUCGACGUAUUGGCUCUCGAGACAGCAGUGUGCGGCCACUGCGAGUUCCGCUUCUGCUGCAAACCGCAGCACGCCCUGUGUAUUUUCAAGCACCAAUGUCCAAAAGUUACCUGCUCUGGGUUAAGCCAAGAUCGUCGAUCGUCGGAGCCAACGUUGACGGUGCUGAACAUAUGCGAUGAAGGUUUGGAGAGCAACAAUGAAGAGGAAGCAGCACUGGGCCCGUCUAAGCAGAGCUGCAGUCGAUCUAGAGGGUCAAGCUCGUCAACCACGACCUCCAUAUCGAUAUACAGUCGAUCUGGGAGCAGUGUCAUGGGAAUGAGUCGAAGCGUGUCUGAAUCGUCCUCGCUUGAGUUCUUGAGCUCGCCAGCAUUUUUAGCGUCACCGGCAAUGUCGUGGCUUGGGUCACCUCGCUUUGAUUCAAAGUUUGACGACACCAUUGCAACUACCGAUCCAGAACAAACUGACCAAGACACUGACAAUGCUAAGACCCAGAAUAAUGGAAGCGUGUCAACUCGACUGAUCUCCUCGCGCCCUCUGCUCGAAUUCCCCGAUCGACCGGAAUGGUACUGCAAUGCUCGCGAAUGCCACUCCGUCUUCGCACUAUUCUCACAAGCCGUUCAAUGCUCACGCUGCGGCGGAUACUUUUGCUCCGAACAUGUCGAUACUAAAACCAAGCACUGCUUCGAAUGUCGACGAGAUCUGGUGUGUUCUCCCCGCUCGCUUACCACCUGCUCUGCUAUCAAGCAGUCUUAGACCCGUUUGUAAUUUGUCGAACUUAGAAAGUUAAACUAAACACGAAAAGAUUAACCUAGAAA
This is a messenger RNA of Phytophthora nicotianae INRA-310, 2572 nucleotides long. RefSeq lists its product as hypothetical. Bases 231 to 2510 code for a protein of 759 amino acids. Gene Ontology annotation, molecular function: protein binding. The record is from RefSeq and is a predicted model, not a curated record. NCBI's taxonomy places the organism in Eukaryota, Oomycota, Peronosporomycetes, Peronosporales, Peronosporaceae. The transcript has a single exon.